AUGGAAGAGUGGUGGGGAAGGAUGCACGGUCUUCUUAUGGAGGGAGGACCUACAUAUGAAUCAAUAAAACAGUCAGUUGCUAAUGAUAUCAUCGAAGAGGUUCUAAGACAGAAGCUUAAGAGAUCCUUCAAAAAUGUGAAGAUAAUAACUUACAACGUAAACGGUUUGAGACAACGCAUAUUGCAGUUCGGUUCUCUCCGCAAUCUGCUCAAUUCAUUCGACGCUGAUAUUAUUUGCUUUCAGGAGACAAAACUUAGCAGACAAGAUGUUACAGCGGAUUUGGUUAUGGUAGAUGGAUACGAAUCGUUCUUUUCUUCUACCCGAACUUCUCAGAAAGGCCAAACCGGUUAUUCCGGUGUUAUUACAUUUUGUCGAGUAAAGUCUGCUUUUUCGAGUACUGAAGCAACAUUGCCCUUGGCAGCUGAAGAAGGAUUCACUGGCCUAAUGUGUAACUCUCAAACUAGGGAAGAUAAAUUGCCACUCUUCAUAGAAGAUCUUGAGGGUUUUUCAAAAGAUGAGCUUCUCAGUGUUGACAGUGAAGGGCGAUGCAUUGUCACUGAUCAUGGGCACUUUGUUCUUUUCAAUAUUUAUGGGCCUCGAGCUGGAAGUGAUGACACAGAGAGGAUUCAGUGUGAUGCAGGGCCUGAUUUUGACAAUAAUGAGUUUGGAAGAUGGUUCAGAUCGAUGCUAAUUGAAAAUGGAGGCCACUUUUCUGAUGUCUUCCGAGCAAAAUAUCCUGAUAAAGGAGAUGCAUUCACCUGCCUGCAAGAAAAAACCAAAACAGCAGCAUCAAAAUAUGAAGAUGAUAUUCUCAAGUUUUGUGAAGAAAGUGGAUUACCUGUUGCCCAAGAUGAUACCCAAAUUCAGCAUUCCAAUGAGACUGCCCUGGGGUGUUUGGCCGAGAGUUUAACUUGUGAAGACCUGAAUGAUGAGAUUGUAAAUGUUAAACGUAUGAAGUUUUCUCUACAUGAACUUCCUUGUAGUAGAUCUAAUUCAGAACAUGUUUUGGGUUCAUCUGGAAUUCCGGAAGUAGUAAUUUCCGACCCGCCUUGUGCUGCUACAGACUGUGAUAGUGACCCAAUUGCAUUUCGGACAGUUGAAUCAUCUAAACAUGGCGUGGUAUCUAGUUGCUGUCUAUUGAAGCAUAACCUGGUACAGAAUAAAGAUGUUUUGAAUAAUGAUGUAGAUGUUACAAACUGUAAAUCUGAAUCUGCAAAUGGGAACAUCACAAAAGAAAUGUUUGCAAAUAAGGUAGUUGCUUCACCUAUAUCCCAGGAGAGCUCGGCAAACAGGCUAGCUGUAACGAGUUCAUCAAUCACUGUUGCGAAGAAGUCUUCCUAUCCUUUGAAAAACUGA
Molecule: messenger RNA, 1356 nt
Organism: Lathyrus oleraceus (garden pea)
Lineage: Eukaryota; Viridiplantae; Streptophyta; Magnoliopsida; Fabales; Fabaceae
Product: DNA-(apurinic or apyrimidinic site) endonuclease 2-like
Exons: 3
Coding region: 1-1356 (451 amino acids)
Biological process (GO): base-excision repair
Cellular component (GO): nucleus
Molecular function (GO): double-stranded DNA 3'-5' DNA exonuclease activity; phosphoric diester hydrolase activity; DNA-(apurinic or apyrimidinic site) endonuclease activity
Source: RefSeq, a predicted model, not a curated record